AUGACGACACGAACGACAGCUUCCUCCUCCUCAUCAUCGUCGGCACGUAUUCAAAACAUGAUCCGACAUAAGGAGCGCUUGUUUUCUGAUGCUUCCAAUGAUGAUCAAAGCAACAGUAACAACAAUGAUGAUGAUGUCGAUGAUCAGUAUUAUGGAAAUUUGAAUCACUCUUCGACGAAUAUAAGCAUUUUGGAGAGCUCGAAUCAUUAUAAUUCUAAUACCAACAAUAAUCGUAGUAGUAAUAUUUUAAAUAAUAGUGGUAACAGGACCUUACAGAAACGACCCACGACUCUUAGAAGACCACAAACAGCUAAAGGUCGAUCUCGCAAUGCUUCCGACAUACAGAAUUCUACAACAAGGCUUCAAGGAAAGCAAAGGAGAGGGUUUGGAGAUUUGUAUGAAGAUGAUGAAGAGGAAUUUGAUACAACAGGAGGUGCUGCACAUUCAGGAGAUGUCUCUCAGCUCGAGUUGGCUUCUCUUAAUAAUUCCGAUGAAGAAUUGCCUUCAUCCUACAAUGAAACAAUUUCAAGGAGGAAUCCUAUGACUGACAAAAUAACAAGCGGAGGAGUGGCACAACGAUCCAACAAUCCUACUAACAACAACAAACAAAAUCAGGAAAAUCUCUCUUCGAGCCAAAAGAGCAAUAAGGAAGCAGACACUUUAAAAAAGACUUCACCGUCUGUGACUUCGUCAAUUUCGUCCUCUCUUAAUAGUGCUCAAUUUUUAAGUAUGAAAUCUGGUCAUGAAAACACAAACUCCUCCACUUUGAAUCCUCCUUUCUUUAAGAAAAAUGUGGGAAGUGGCAUGAUUGCUUCGGCUCCCUCUUCUCCCGCGAAACGAUCUCAUCCCAACUCGUAUUUAAGGACAAAAAUUCUGAAUGCACCAAAAUCCCCAAACACUUCGAUCAACAACAAUUCACAAAUUGUCAAUUCCAAUCAAAAUACCUUUCAAAUGAUUAGCUCUCUAUUUGAAAAGAAAAUUCAGAGAUUGGAGACUGAAAAGAAAAAUUUACAACAACAAAUAGCUAUGGAACAAGAGAAUACAAACAAGGUGAUUGUUGAACUUGUACAUAAGAAAGCACACGAAUUGAAGUUAGACGAGCAACAGGGGCAAAAUUUGAUGGAUUUAGUUUCUGGAAAAACAACCAUUGCAAGACUGAAGAAGGAAAUUUCAAAUCGAGAUGAAAAAAUUGAAAUGAUUGAGAAAGAGAGAGAGGAUUUGAAUAAUAGAAUUGAAGAAAUUUCUCAACAGUACGAGCAAGCUUUGAAUCAAAUUAAAAAACUGACCUUUGAAAAGGAACAAAGUCAAAAUUCCGAGUUUGAAAAGGUAGACAACAUUAACAAACUCGAGGAGCUGAACUUGCAAAUUCAACAGGAUAACAAUGAACUCGAAAAUGAGCUGAAUACUCUCAAAACAACGAUCGAAGAGUUACAGAAGGAAAGAGAUGCCUUCAGAGAAAAAUGUGAGACGACAGAAUCUCAACUCAAACAAAUGUUAGCAUUUCAGAGACAAAACCAAUCGUUGGUGGCAGAAAAUCAACGUUUAGCAGCACACGCCCAGCACUGUGAAUCCCAGUUUAAAAUUAAGUUACAAGAAUAUGAAGAGAUUAGCAAAGUUCAAGACGAAUUAUUGCGAGCCAUUGCCGAAGAGAAGAAAAAAGUUGCUGAAUUAACCAAAAGUUCUUCCGGCGAUUUACAAUCUAAAGAAAAACUAGCAAAAGAGAAUGAGCGACUAGAGUUACUUGUGGAUAAGUUGUCGUCUGAUUUUAAGCAAAAGCAACUCGAAAAUAUUGAGCAACGCAAUCUAUUACUAUCCCAAUUUGAAAAUAAGGAAACACAGCUUGUCGAAGAAAAUCAAAAGCUCAAAAGAGAUCUCGAAGAAUUGAAUGCACGAUUGUCACAAGAGCAAAAAGUGAACCAAAACACACAACACAGCCAACAACAACGUAUUUCACAACUCACGGAACAAUUAAAGGAACAAACAGAGAGUUUGAAGAACAUUAUCAACGAAAACAACAAUGAAGCAGCUCUCACCAAACAAAAACACUCCCAACAAGUAGCAAAACUUAAGAAAGAGUUGCACUCCAGCUUUGAAAUGAUCAAACUGCUUCGAGAGGCCAACAAAAAGAUGGAAGAAAAUUUCACGAAUCAACAAAAGAUCAUCACCUCCAUGGAACUCCAACUAGAAACAGCUCAAGCUCAAAACAAAGACUUGAAAGAACAACUUGAAAUUCUCAAGGUCAAGCUUCCCAAAUUGUUGAAAGCAAGUCUCUCCUCCAAGUAA
Messenger RNA from Naegleria fowleri, 2283 nucleotides. RefSeq lists its product as uncharacterized. The coding region runs from base 1 to 2283 and encodes 760 amino acids. The transcript has a single exon. Lineage: Eukaryota; Heterolobosea; Eutetramitea; Acrasida; Naegleriidae. The record is from RefSeq and is a predicted model, not a curated record.